This is a messenger RNA of Daktulosphaira vitifoliae (grape phylloxera), 3477 nucleotides long. Its product is annotated as probable RNA helicase armi. NCBI's taxonomy places the organism in Eukaryota, Metazoa, Arthropoda, Insecta, Hemiptera, Phylloxeridae. The record is from RefSeq and is a predicted model, not a curated record. Bases 310 to 3393 code for a protein of 1027 amino acids. Gene Ontology annotation, molecular function: helicase activity. The transcript has 14 exons.
UACAAAGCAGUUAACAAUAUGAACUGUCUGAUGAAUUAUGAUAAAUUAUUUAUUUAGUUUUUAAGUUCUUGAAAAAGUUCAUAUUACAAUAGUAACGGUAUUCAUUUUUUUUCUAUUAUAGAAAAUUAAUUUUUUUUCAAUUGCGUAAAGGUUUUUAUUAUAGUUGACUAUAUAUGUUAUUAUUCAAACAUCUAAAAUGAAUUAGUAUUAUAUUAAUGACAUAAAUGAUUUACAAAAACUACAAUUUAUAUUGUAUUCUGGUUACUCAAUUAAAAAAAUAUGUAAAAAAAUUAAAUUAUUGAAAUCACUAUGUCUGUUUUGAGUGGAAUUUGGAAUUGGGUUUUUGGAAAACAAGAAAUACUUGAACGUCCAGCUAACUUGCUCUUUGAAAGAGAUGUAUCUUCAGAUAAUGAUUUUUGGAUUUCAUGUAUUUUGGAUCCAACAUUAGAUAUUAAAUAUGUCAACGGUAUAAUAACAAAAAUUUUAGAUACUGACAAAUGUCUGAUCAAUGAUGUUUACCAUUACCAACCAAAAACAGACAAAGAAAUUCGUAAUUUUUCCUAUCUUGAAGUUAGAAGUCCUGUGAGGGUAUCAUUGUAUAGAAAAAAAGAUUCAAAUGAAGAAUGGAAAGUUGCUAGUUGUUUUUUAUCUAAAGAUGGACAUCAUACUCAAGCAACUAGAUUGAGAGCUCAUAGGCCAGUUAGUGUAGAUUAUGAAGAACCUACAAUUGAAACAAGUAUUAAUAAAAACAAAGAAGUUACAAAUAUUAGCAAUAAUAUACCUAAAACUUCUUCAGAAGAAAAUCUUAUUUCUGUUGAAGUAAUUGGUGAUAUGCCAAAAAUUAUUAGUUAUGAACAAGAAUCAACUAUACAGAUAUUAUUUAGAAACAACAGCUUUGUAGUGAAAAAAAAAGUGUUAAACUAUAAAACUAUGCUUGGUAAUAAAGCACAGCUAUCAAUCUCAAAUAAACCUGAGUUACCCAUUAUUCUUGAUAUUAAAUCUCAGUAUAUUUUUGAUAUUAAUUUGCAUGGAAAAUACUUAGGAAGAUCAACAGAAAAAGUAGAAUUUAUUACUGAAGAUAUAACUUAUAAAGUUGGUAUAAAUAUUGAAGUAGUUGAUUCUAGAAUUGUUCAUCCUAUAGAAAAUGGGAUUUUUACUAGAAAACAAAUUGAUAUGGAGAGGUUGUUUGAAUUACAAAAUGAGUCAUUAAUUCCAGGAGUUCGUCCUGGUAAAAGAGUUCAAUUUCCUAGUGUUAGAAUUGGUCAAUGGACUAUAAGUCCUCAAUUAGUCAAAUGUUACUGGACUGAAGAUAAAAAGUCUAAUUUUAUAAUGAGUGAGAUAAAGAAUAAAAUUAAUAACUUAUACCCUGCAGCUUUUGAAACACUUUGCUAUCAAAAUUAUAGAGCAAAAUUUCAUACACUUUUAUUUAUGGAAGAAAUCGAAAUAACCAUAGCACUUCAAAAGUAUUCCCAGGAAAGAAUUAAUUUUGAACCUUUUGGAGAAUAUUUAGUUCUUAAAAUACCUGACCUAUCAGAACAACGCCCUUCAUUAAUAUCUGGUGAUUUGGCUGCAGUAACUGAUCCACCAAACUGUACUAAAAGAUUAGGAAGUACUGGUUGUUAUGAAGGAAUUAUACAUAAAGUUACAGCUGAUUCAUUAUGGUUGAAAUUUGAUACAGAAUUUCAUAAUAUCUGUGGCCAUUGGGACUACAGUGUCAGUUUUUUUAAUGCUAGAAUGAUGUAUCGAAAGCAACAUGAAGUUAUUAAUGAACUAUGGAAAAAAAAUAGGUUGGGUGAAGUUUUUUUAUUUCCUUACAAAGAAAAUAUGGAAUACCAGCCACCUAAACUUAUUUUUGAAGAAGAAAAAAUCAAACUGCAGGAAAGUGGACAGUGGAAUAAUAAUCUAAAUUCUCAAAAAACUGAUAUUAUGUUACCUCAACCUAAAGUUUUAAAACAAAUUAAAUGGUUUAAUCAAAAAUUAAAUGUUGAACAAAAAAAUGCUGUGAUUAAUAUUCUUAAAGGAGAAGGCAGACCAAUGCCCUAUGUUAUUUAUGGGCCUCCAGGUACAGGUAAAACUUUAACUUUAACUGAAGCCAUAAUUCAAGUUUAUAAAGAAAUACCCAGAAGUAGAAUGCUGAUAUGCGCACCAACAAAUUCUGCUGUUGAUAUGUUACUUGUUAAACUCAUAGAAACUGGUUUGUUUGAUAACAAUAUAAUGAAACGUCUUGUUGGUUAUAACCAUUAUAUCACUUCAUCGUAUCCUGAACAUAUCGAUAAAUAUUUCUAUUUACCUGAACUUGAAAAUUCAUUUAAUACUACUAAAGAACCAGAUUCAAAACUUGUCGAUAAAAGAGAUAUUUUUAAACUAAGAUUAGUUAUAACCACUGAAGGAACUUCUGGGAUAUUAUAUAUGAUGGGUCUUAAAAAUGGAACUUUUUCUCAUAUAUUUAUUGAUGAAGCUGGGCAAUCAACAGAACCUGAAAUAUUACUACCAUUGUCAUUUUUGGAUCCUUAUCGUGAUGGUCAAGUCAUAUUAGCUGGAGAUCCUCAACAAUUAGGGCCUGUAGUAUUAUCAAGAUUAGCAAAAACUUCAGGUCUUGGACAAUCUAUGCUUGCUCGAUUUAUUCACUAUCCUUCUUAUCAAAGGUUACCUGAUAUUUUUCCAGAAAGUAAUGGUUAUAACCCUAAAGUCUUAACUCAUUUGAUUCAUAAUUAUCGUUCUUUGCCUGAAAUUGUUGAUGUAUAUAAUUCAAUGUUUUAUAGUUCAUUACUUUGUGCAACAAAAAUAGAUGCUAAUGUGCCUGAAAGAAUAAUGUUGAAUAAUCUAAAUGAAAAUGCUCAUUGGGAUCUUUGUUGUAAAGGUCCAGUAAUUGUUCAUGGCAUUAGAGGUGAAGAUAGCCAGGAGCCCAGUAGUCCGUCGUGGUUUAACCCUCAUGAAGCUUUUCAAGUUCUUUUAUAUGUUACCAAGUUACUUAAAGCUGGUGUAUUAGCUGAAGAUAUAGGAGUUAUCACUCCAUACUGUUUACAAGUCAAUAAAAUCAAUGAAUUACUAAAAAUGUAUCAUCCUGAUGCUGUAUUACCAAAAGUUGGUACUGUAGAAAUGUUUCAAGGCCAAGAAAGAACUGUCAUUGUUAUAUCAAUGGUUAGAAGUACUUCUACUAUAGGAAAAGAAAAGGAUAAAAAGUUUGGUCUUGGUUUUGUUGCCGCCAAAGAACGUACUAAUGUUUCUUUAUCAAGAGCCAAAGCAUUGAUGAUCAUUAUUGGUGAUCCAACUAUUAUGAAAUCAAAUUAUUAUUGGAGACAAGUACUAAACAAAGCAAUUGCUAAUCAAAAUUAUUUAGGGUGUAAUGUUCCUGACGAUAAUGAAGAUGAUAUAAAAACAAGUUUAAACUAAAUUUUUAUAUAAAAAAAAAAAAAUUAAUAAUUAAGUUUUGACUAUUAAAUAUAUUUUAAGUUUAAUUGUUGUAGUAUAAUAAUU